Moneuplotes crassus is the source of this 1995-nucleotide messenger RNA. Lineage: Eukaryota; Ciliophora; Spirotrichea; Euplotida; Euplotidae. The record is from the annotation of a GenBank genome assembly.
AUGUUGCAUGGCGCAUAUUUUAGAGACUCUGAUGAAGACGAAGAUAUUAUUUCAGGAACCUCUCAAGAUCCUCUGAGUAUCACCACUGGAGUUCCAAGAGCUUUUAAAGCAAAGAAUGAUGUGCUUGGGCAUGAAAUUGUCAAAGAAAUUGAGUUCCAGAAAGAUCACAUUCUUUCAGUUUAUGAUACCAAGACUAUGGCUCUGGAAUUGUGUUCCCCUCCUGUUUCAAAAUACUUUGUAAUGGCUCUGGACUCUCUCAUAGAGUCUAGCUUGAUCCAGAUCAGGCACUUGAAGAUUUCAGGUGCGAGUGUAGGGACUUGCUCCAAGAUCCUGACUGUGAUAACGAAGCAUAAAAGGUGCCCCUUGACUGUUGAUUUGAAGAUUAAGGGUAAAUCUUCUCUCAAAAUCGGUAAAAAUAUUGGUAAACUCCUGAAAUGGAAAAAGAAUGGAGACCUCAGAGGUAUCAAAGAGACUCAGAUUCUGUGACUCGAAGACCUUCAGAUUGAUAACCCUGAUAUUCUCUGAGCUAUUUUUGGGAAGAAAAUUUAUAAGAAAGGGCCAAUCUGAUUGGUCGAAGAGCUAAUCAUGCAAGAUAUGGGGCUCACGGAUGAGACUCUACAAAGUUUUGAUGAAGACAGUAGUAAUCUUUUCGCAUCUUUUGCGUUAUUGAAGCAUUUCUCAUUUUCUGGGAAUCAUUUAAGCAUCCAUGGAAUUCACUGGAUCACUAAAGGGAUGAUCAAGACUGAAAAUUUGUUCUUAAAAAAGAUCAACUUGAGUAGGAUGGGAAUUGCGUCGAAAGGAGUAAAACUAUUUGUACAGGGAUUAUCCAACUGCAAGAUGUUGAAACACCUUGACUUCCGACAUAACAGUAUUGAUGAUUCUGCCAUGGCCGAUCUUUGACUGCUAGUUGAUCCAUAUUCAUCAAUAAGAAUCAAGUUGACAUCAUUAGACUUGAGUUAUAACAGGCUAACUAGUGUGGGAUGUUCACGCCUAUUGAUAUGCUAUAAGUCCAAGAAGACUAAAACCAUGAAGAAAAGCACUAAACCUCCAAGGAAAUGAAGUUUAAGACAGAUCGAUAUCUGAGGAAACAAGAUCGAUGUUGGGAUCAUCAACUCUUUCAGGGCUGCUCUCGAAAGCAGCCGAGUGCUUUCUCAAAAGGAGAUUUCGAGUUGCAUCAAGAAGUGUCUCUCAGCUGAUCAGGAAGUGAAGAGUAUGGAUUUAAGAGAAAUAGCCUACUCUGUAGCAUCUAAAGAGAUGAAAAAUGACUCCAUCCCGAGUAUCAGGUUUACAUUGACCAAGCAGAGGAGGAAUAAACAAAAUGACGAGAAUAAGAACAGCAUGAAUACCCGUGAGAAAGUCAUGGAUUAUUCUGAGAAGGUCAGAGAAAUGAACAAGAAAGAGACAUUACUGAAUUCAAAGCCGAGUUAUUAUUCCAAACAACGCAGUUGUAACUCUGAAUCGGCAUAUAGCAUUGAGAAAUCUGGCCUGUCUGACUCAACUGACAACUUUGUGACCAGUUAUCAAAAAUAUAGAGAAAUAAGGAGCGAAAGAGUCGAAUCUGCUAUUAAAAUUCAAGACAGGACCGAAAGGGUCGCUGAAGAUUGUGAUAACAUCUCUCUUGACUACUCUUUAUCCUCUUCUGAUGACGCUCAAGAGGAGACUAAGACAAUCUCCUCUGUAUCUGAUUACUACAGUGCAGGGAAGAGCAAAUUCAUUGAGAAGGUUGACCAGAGCACACUUGAUUUAGCAUCUGAUUUCCAUCGCUAUAAGGACCAGAUUGAGAAUGCAACUAUCGAUAAGAGCUCUUGAGGUAUUACUGACUCUGUUGGCAAUACUCUGUCAGAGAUCUCUGAGAGUGUGGAUACCCAGAAAGAAGCCAUUAUCUCCAACUAUAAUAAGCUAUUGAAGGAUAUUAGAGGUGUUAUAAAGACUCAGAGGCAGAAUAUCUUGCAAAGAACACAUCAGUUUGAGUCUUCCUCUGAUAGUGACUAUUAA